Molecule: messenger RNA, 7224 nt
Organism: Rhineura floridana
Lineage: Eukaryota; Metazoa; Chordata; Lepidosauria; Squamata; Rhineuridae
Gene: NDUFAF1
Product: NADH:ubiquinone oxidoreductase complex assembly factor 1
Exons: 5
Coding region: 665-1492 (275 amino acids)
Biological process (GO): mitochondrial electron transport, NADH to ubiquinone; mitochondrial respiratory chain complex I assembly
Cellular component (GO): mitochondrion
Source: RefSeq, a predicted model, not a curated record
CGUGGCCAGCGAAGGGAGCGCCAGUGGCCGGUUGGAACUGGGUGGGAGGAGGUGGUCGUUGUGGUGGAACAAAGAGGCGUUCCUGAGUCAGUUGGGACUUGCCCCUAGUCCUAGAAGAUGGCGCAGUUCUCCUUGAAGGAAUGGAGCUAAUAUUUUGUGAUCAAAGGGCCCUCACUCUUACUGUAAAAAGCAUUAUUUGAGCAGGGGUCUCCUUAUACAACCGUUUGUAAGUUUUGGCCUACGGGGUCUUCCUGAAGCCCGUUGUACUUCGUAGGCCUGUAAGACUUUUAAACAGUUUCUUUAUUAAACUGUUUUGCGGCCCUUCUCCUUUUAGGAGGCAGUUAAGGCCUGAAGAGUUUUUAGCCAAAGGAGGGAGAGCCUUUGUUCAGGAGCGCUGGAUAAGGAAGGCUCUCAUACACAGUACGGAACCUUUGGUACGAGGCUCUUGCUUCCUUGAUGAGCGGAGUCUGAUGCACUUGGUCUUUGGGAACGCACGGACAGCUUUCAGGGUGUGACUGGCAGACAGAAAACUCGGGAGAUCGCUAAAGGCAGAUGGAAACAGACAAGAUUAAUUGGGAAUAGACACUACUUUUAUCUGAACAAGAAAAGAAAAGUUUGUUGGAAAGCUGUUCAUCAAAGCAGAUUCUUGUUUUCUGUGAAUAUUAUGAUGGCUUUAUCCCUCAAGGUUUUGGAUGGUGUCUUUCUUCUAAAUAAAUGCUACUGUCAAAAUGGAUUGUGCCCCUUGUUUAGACCUCUUGUUGGUAGUUGCAAUCUAAGAUGGUACAGUAGCUACAAGAGACCAGGGACACCUCCUGACAGGACCCCACCUUGGAAAAAAAUUAACUUCAACUUUCAGAAGGGAGUUGAAGGCGUCAAGACACAUUUUGGAAAAUUAACAAAGGAGGUAGCAGAUCAUGUUGAAGGGCCUGAGGGACAACCAUUAUUGGAAUUCAUGCUGGCACAGACAAAAGUGGCUUGGGAGUUUCGAAGUAAAGAAGACUUGGAUAAAUGGGUGAUCUCCUCUGAUGCUGAAAUUGGAGGGAAAAGUGAAAUCUGUCUAAAACUGGGUAAGAGUAACCAGUCUGUUGUGUUGUAUGGGAUCCUCAAUACUACAGUACCUCGUGAUGGCGAGACACGAUACAGUGGCUACUGCUCCAUGAGAUCAAAACCUCGACUGGUUGCCUUUGAUCGAAAGAAGCCUUAUGACUGGUCAAAUUUCAACAGCUUGUUCCUGCGCAUUCGUGGUGAUGGUAGACCCUGGAUGAUAAACAUCUAUACAGACCCAUACUUCUCUCAUCAGAAGGAUGAACUCUAUAGUUACUUCUUGUUCACACGAGGGGGACCAUAUUGGGAGGAAAUCAGGAUUCCAUUUUCUAAGUUUGUUUUUUCAAGCCGAGGAAGAAUUCAGGAUAACCAACACGCACUCUGGUUAGAUAAGUUGGUUUUGGACGAAACAAUGGGAGAAUCACGCCCGACAUACUGCGAUAGCUAGAGUUGAUCUUUUGCAUGAGUUAAGGGUCUGCGCACAGCACAACAGUGUCCUGGAGAAUGACAUAGAGUUCCUGCUCCACUGACAGUGCCCCCAACUCUUGAUAUUCACCCCACAGAGGUGAUUGCCACAGGAAAGAGCACCUUCCAACUGAGCAAUUUUAUGGAAACUGUAUGCAGAGGCUCAAAUGGUGAAUGUGACAAAGCCUUCACAACUUUAUGCAGAUCACACGUUGGAAAGCAAUGCAUAGUAGGAGGCUUGAGGAGGGAGGCACUCUGCAAAAAAUACUUCAUGUGAGGGUAUGAUGACAAGGAACCCUUGAAUCCAUAGAAUAAAGGUAACAGCAAGACAGAGAUCUGACAUUUCAGGGUGUUUGGUUGCAAAAAUUUGAUCUAACCUGGCUUGCAGAAAUGCCAGUAGCAUUUUAAUAUUUGCCUUAACUAGGUCCUCCCCUUUCCUACAGCACCACUGAUAAAAAACCUACCAGGUCACUUUGUAUAUGUGGUUGGUAGAACUCCUGCAGAAAGCUAAGCUGCUAGAGACAACCUCAUUGCUAUACCCAACACAAAUUACUGUGGCUCUCAGCUUCCAGACAUGAAAUUGUCACCUUGAAGAGAGCACCAAAUAAUUGUGAGGAACACAAACAAAACUGAGGAAAGAGCCAUUCUUUACUCUUGAAGACCCAUUGACCUGUGGUCAAGUACUCCUAAAAGUAGGCAAAGUACUGAAGGUGUCCCCACCCCAAAGAAGAGUCAUACUUGCUGCUGCCUUCUAUUACCCUUCUGGCCAGAAGUCUUAGAGAAUCUGGCCUUGUUCUGCUGGUCUGGAUUGCCUCUUGGUCCUGCCCCACUGAGCCUUGGCACCCCUACCAUCCCUGGAUCUAGAUGGAGAGGUGUAGGGAUGAAAAUAAUGGCUUUGUUGAUGAGGCCCCUUCUUCUGUUCCCUGUUAUUGCUAGAUGGCAAUGUCUUUUUCUUGUCCUAGGUUUUAAUCAAUCCCAAGAAUCAAUCCAGAGGUUUCCCAAAUAGCUCUUCAACCAAUUGUGAUGGGACCAUCUUUGAGGCUUUUUCAGCUUAUCCAUGACUUCCUGUGAAAAUAUAUGUUUUCCUCCCAAAGAAGCUCUGGGAAGCAAAAAAUAACCAAACAAUUUAACAAGGAAAAGAAAAACAUUCCAAAACAUGAGUACAGUUAAAAACAUUCCACAACACAGUUAAAAAUAUUCUUAUAGCAGUGAUCUUUGGGUUGCAAGGAACAGUCCCCUUUAGCCAUCAAAUGCCUGGGUAAAAAGGAAUGUUUUAAAAUUCUUUCUAAAAGUCACUAGCGUUGGGGACAGACGCACCUGGGGAGGGCAUUCCACAAAAGGAGAGUCACCACUGAAAAGGCCCUGUCAUGCAUAACAAGGUAGUGCUUGGUGGCAGCACCACCAGCAAGGCCUCAUCUGCUGAUUGUAGGGUCCAAGAUGGUUGAUACUGGGGAAGGUGCUCUUUUAGAUACUUAGGUCCCACACUAUUUAGAGUUUUAUAUGAUGACUCCUUUAAUCGGGCCUUGUGGCUCACUGGCAGCCAAUGAAGUGCUUUCAGGACCAGUGACGCAUAGUCCCAUAGGGCUGCCCCACUUACCAGCUUUGCAGCUACAUUCUGCACUAGGUGCAGCUUCCAGACUAUCUUCAAGGACAGCCCCACAUACAGCUUGUUACAAUAGUCCAGAUGGAAAGUCACCAGAGCAUGGACAACUGAGCCAAGCUAUCACGGUCCAGGGACAGUUGUAGAUGGUGAAUUGGCUUCAUGGAGUGUUUUUUGACAAACAUACUUGUGCAGCAAGUAGCCCCUGGGACUGCUCAUUCUAGCAGCAUGAUGUCCUCAGAUGUUGAAAGGAAUGGUACUGCUUGCCCAGAAGGUUUAACUGUAGGAAAGACCUUUGUUGCAACUAACAAUACCUGGGUAUGCUCUGGAGAGCUGGUGUCAAAUGAAAUAUUAAGAACCUUACAUGCCUUAAGCCAGGAGGGCAGGGAAAUCCUCAUUAGAGAAGAGUCUUGUGGGAGUAGAGCUAGACUGCUCUGCCUCAUCGGCAGAUAACUCCUCCUUUUUCAGUAUUCCAAGUGGCCAUGGGCAUUAGAGUUUAUUUUGUGGGGCAUUUUAUCAUCAUCAUCUUCGUGUUUACUAAUAAAGAGGCCACAAAGGCUGCAAGCCCUGACAGCACAGAAAAGGAGCAACAGUGUGCCAAAGAAAGGGUAAUUGAUCUGACCUUGGUCAGCUCUACCUACGAGAUUGUUUCUGUUACUUAUAACUCUGCAAAGGAGCACUGUUCAGCUAUCCAAGCAGUCUGUGAUAUGGCAGAAGUUGGAGUGAAGACAUCUGCCCAGCCUCUCCUGAAUAAACUUGAACCUUGAAUCACUUUAGCAAACAACUACUCCUGUCAAGGUCUGGACAAACUAUGAGAGAGCCUACCUGUUGCACAGCAGCCUAUUGGAAAGAUAGUAUCAGAUGCCAAAGGCCUGUCAUAGGUGCCAAGGAAUUUGUUUGUACUCUAAGGCAAAGGAUACGGUAUCAGGUGUGUUAAAUAUGGCCAAAGAGAUUGCUCAAGAAAGUAUGGAGAUGGGCAGGUCGGUAGUGAUGAGUGCCAUGAACGCUGUGAUGGGGACCACUAUGGGGCAGAUGGUGAUUGGUGGUAUUGACCAAAUGACAGAAAUAUCUGAGGAUAUGAUAGACCACUACAACCCAAUAACAGAUGAAGACCAGCCUCUGUGGUGAUGCAGUAACUCCCAUGGUAAAGCAGAAAGAAGAGCAGGGUUACUGUGUGUGCCUGGUCUCAACCUUGCUCCAAAAAUCCCUAACGGCAUUAUCUGGCAAAGAUUCAAAGGGUCAAGUGAGGAGCUCAGGAGACACUGUUCUAGCUUCAAGAAAUAAUUCUGUUGGUGAAGUAUGCCAAGCAUGCUUUGGGUAGGCAAGUUAAUGUGAAAGAUAGUGAUUGCCAGAAGCAGCUGGAACCCAUGUGCCUGGAGUCAAGCAGGAGCCCACCAGGGCCGAGGCAGAGCUGUGCAUAGUUGGCUCUGAGCUUGUCCUACAGUAUUACCCAGCAGAUGCAGAGUAUCUGCUAGAGACUCUUGGCUAAGAUGCAGAGCCUCCCUGCUGCUCUCAAGAAAAGGUGUAGCAAGCUUCUAGUGGUAUGGAGGUGCUGCAUGCUGCCCUCUUUCGUGCUAAAUCCUUUAAGGACCUUCCCAGUGGCGGCCUAAACCAGAACCAGUAGAAGAUUGAAUUGGCCCAAGAGGCUUUUGCAUGACAUCAUGGAAUAUGUGAUGACAGGAACUCCUCUCACAUAGGUGAUUGGGCCCUUCUCUCCUGCUAGAACAUCUGCAGUAGAAUUGGAAGAGGUGGCAAAGAUGGAGGCCUAAAAGAGUGCCUAACUUAGGGUUUGGUUUGGACUGCUGGGUAAUGCUUAUCGUCCUCUCAUGGAUCAAUAUGUAGCUUGUGUAGAGAUUUUAAUGUUUGAAAAGGUUUACGAUCUAAAAUCACUGUUCAUGGUAAAGAAGACCCAGGGAUUCUAGUAGAGAUUGCUGGUGCAAGCAUCUUGGACAGAUAUUUCUAGAGAAUGGGAGAGGCUUCCAAAUGGUUUAAAGCUAUGGGCUGCUUGUGGAACUUGCUUAAUAGAUUUUUCUUUUUGAUUAUUAUACAGAGCAAAGCCAUGUAUCUACUAAUCAAAAGGUUCAACUGACCUUGUCUGACUUGACUUGUAGGUUAUAGAAAUGUUAAGGGACCUGCUAUAUGGGGGGCAAUUACAGUUGAAGUAUGUUUUUGUGUCUUAAGGCUUUUGGAUAUUGUAUCUGUGCAAAUAAAACAUGACUCUCUCUCUGAGGGCCAAGGUGAAACAGAACGUCCUCUUGUACCCCAUCAACCUACAGCUCAAAGUCAGGCUGGAGGGCAAGACUGAGUCAGUAGCAAGGUGUCUGUGCUUUGCCUCUGAUGCAUUUAACCCUAUUGUUGUCUGCCUCUUGAGGGAAACUUGUGGCCUAGAGAAAUAUCCUCCCCUCUCCAGUUCAGCUAGGCUUGACCUAUGCAUUCUGAAGUGCACUCUCUCAGAAGUAGAAAUGCUAGUAGUCUGGACUGCUGGGGUGGGGGAAGAGGCUUUCCCACCCUUUUCUGUGGCAAAUUUGAGUUUUGGAUUGAAGCUGAGAGUCUUGAGUGGGCCUCAACCAGAUUUUCCUAAGACAGGAGAGUCCUGCCCCCUUUCCCCACUCCCAAGUUGCCUCAUACACACCCAGCUGUGCCUGAAUGCCCAUUUCUGGCCCUGGAUGUCAGAGGAGCUGCAACUGAAGUACUGUUGCCAGGCCUGAUUCUUGACCUCCGGAUGUGGCAACCACUGAGGAAACUGCCCCUGUCACAGAUUGAACUGGCUCCACUGGCUAGAGAAACUGAGGGGUCUUCUCUUUUUUUGGCCACUUUAAUGUCCCUCAGAAAUGGUAGUUGAAGACUCCUCAGACAUCUGUUCUUGUAUAAUCCUGCUAGGAUCCUCACACCCACCGCAAAGAUGGAUGAUUUUUUGAAAAACCAAAAGUGUUUGUUGUUUUUAGAAAUACAAACAGACAACAGCAAGAAACCAAAAAUGAAUGUAAAUAGCUAAAAUUUUCUAGUUGGACUACAACAAAAAAUGGUGCGUUUGUCUGGAGCCGUUGCUGGAGCUGAGGCAGGACUGGACUGGGAGGGGCGGUCUCUUGCAGCAAGCUGCAUCUUGAUAAAUCUGCAUUGCUGUGCUUAAUGGAGCUAGAGAGAGGAGUUACCCAGUCAAGGAUUUACUCCACUCCACAUGAUAGUACCAGGCUUCUAGGCCUUGCUGUCUUUAAAUUAAUGAGAUUUCUUUUGGCCAUAAACCAUAACUUAAAUCUGUAAACCAAAAAAUUAAAUAUAAUUCCUUUUGGUCGGUACUAGUUCUACCAAACGAGUCUUUGGAUAUGCUGCUUUCUAGAGCUGUUCUUCCUGCCCCCCUCUCUCAUAUCUGUGAGCUAUCACUUGUGCUGAUGUAGCAUAAUCCUGUUCCUUAUAUCCAGAAUUCUAAUUAAAACAGAGUAUUCUCAAACUUCUCUGCCUGUCUUUACUGGAAGCUUUCAAGUUUGGCAUUUUUUAAGAUAUGUAAAACAAAAGGGGACAAGUCUCAGAUGUUGAGCUCUUUGAACUUAAACUUGUAUCAGUGGAACAAGAAAUAGCCCUGACCAAAGAGAUGCAAUUUCCAUACAUUGUGAAGACCCCUCCCAAUAUUCUGUGCUCUUUUACAUCUGUAAAGUUUAAAGUGAAAAUAGGAUAGCAGGUUCUCAACCCAAACUUAUGUAAACAUCAGUAGUUGUCCUGGCUAUAGUCUGGACCCAAAGAACUUGCAUGUAUACCUACUGCAGGUUCUCGGGGCCUCCUGAUAAACCUCUCCUGAUGAUCAGGGGCCAUGUGUACAAUGUAGAACGAAGGGCCUGUAGUGUAUGUGUGUGGGAGGGCUGGAGGAUGUGGUGCCUGCCCUGUGCAUUACUCAUUUCAUAAAAUGCGACCCUGUGCUGCUUUGGGAGGAAGGGCAGGAUAUACAUUUAAUUUAAAAAAUAAAAAAUUAAGACUGGAAUCCUAUACCUGCUUAUCUGGAAAUAAUUUCCAUUUAAUUCAAUCGGCCGAUUUCCAGGUAGACAUGUAUAGGAUUACUUACGCUAUAAACCAUGUAACUGAUGUCUCCUGACCUUCCAAAUCGAGCUAUCUUAAAGCAAAAU